Messenger RNA from Acanthosepion pharaonis, 660 nucleotides. The record is from the annotation of a GenBank genome assembly. Lineage: Eukaryota; Metazoa; Mollusca; Cephalopoda; Sepiida; Sepiidae.
AUGUCUGCUUUCAUUCUUUCUUUUUCUUUCUUUCUUUCUCCCUUUCUUUCUUUCUUUCUUUCUUUCUUUCUUUCUUUCUUUCUUUCUUUCUUUCUUGGUUUUCUAUCUAUGUAUCUAACUAUGUAUCUAACUAUCUAUCUCAUUCUGCAUCUAUCUAUCUAUCUAUCUAUCUAUCUAUCGCAUUCUCUUUCUUAUCUAUCUGCCUAUCUGUCUCAAGAAAAAAUGCAAUACUCGCCAACGGUCGUCAUGUUGCGCGCAUUUUAUUUGCUUGUUUUGAUCUCGACCAAAUCUAUCUAUCUAUCUAUCUAUCUAUCUAUCUAUCUAUCUAUCUAUCUAUCUAUAGCUAUGCAUUCCAAUCUAUCUAUCUAUCUAUCUAUCUAUCUAUCUAUCUAUCUAUCUAUCUAUCUAUCUGUUUGUCUGUCUGCCUAUCUGUCUCAUAGACGAAAAGAAUGGAACGUAUGCCCAUCUUUCAAGAUUGACUACGUGUUCUUUCUUUUCCGUCAUUUCUUCUCUGCUUUUUUCCCCGCCAUUUCCCUCGAAUUUAAUCUCAUUUUCCAGACGUCUCUUUUUUCACUUGACGGCCAAAGCCACUUCGCCCCAUUUGGCAUUUUAUUUUCAUUUCUUUGCAUCUUUUCUUCGGUUUUCUCUUUUCCAACAUAA